AUGAGGGACAGGCUCCUGAAAUACAGCCUCGAGGAGACCAAUUUAGUGCAUAAGAAAACGCCGAUGAUGCGAGGGAAGAUGGCGAUGCACGCAGCCAUCACGCCCUUCGUCAUCUGCGGCGGUAAAUACAAUCUCCUGUUUGCCGUCGUGGCCAUUCUUGCAACAGUCGACUCCUGUUAUGCUGCUGAUGUGCGUUCUGUUGAUCACGCCCACCAAGCCACAGUAUUUUCGUCCUUCCCUAAAGAAGAUUUCCCUGAAGCUAGCGACCAAAUGAUGACCGAUGGCACCAUUUUGAAAGUGAUCUCCAAAUCGAACAUCGAUGCAGAAGGAAAUUCUGAGAAUCUGGCGGCAGUUGAGCCAUCAGAUUCUCAUUCUUCUUCACUGGUUGAAGCCACCGCAUCUCAGUCGCCCCUACUAGGGCCCGCGGGAAGCUUUCCGUCUACAACGCGAGUAACCAAAAUAGAUGAUGAAACCUCCCCUGACACUUCGAUCUUUGCGGUAGAAAAAUCGUCUUUGGGGUCACCUACGUCGGCCACAAGUGAAAGCUCUUUGUCUGAAAAACCAGAGUCUUCUGGCGCGCCAAAACAACCAUCAGACGGAAAGCAAUCAGAUUUGAUUAUCGGCGAAGAAUCUUUGGCUCCCAACUUGACGUCUCAUGGGCAAGUAUCUCCCGAACCUUCAAUAAACGUUGCGGCUCAACACUUGAUUGUCAAAGACAAAACAUUUACCGCUGAUCCUGACAUGGCUUCUUCUGGUUUUGAGGAAGGCGAAGAAGACGACGCUCAUCAAGUGGCCCUUGAUGCGAAUAACCAUGGCGACGAUACAACUACUCUGACAACAGACCUGAACAAUACAGCUGAUGACGUUGUUAACGUUGAAAAAAGAAAACCUUCUGUUGACGCCGAAUAUAGCAAUGUUGCUGAUGUAAACCAAGAAGCUGAAGACUCUAUCGGAAUUGUUGCUGAUGAAGCUGUCAUCGAUUUUGUCGUUGGCAAUAAUGACAGUACGUCUGAAAUAAAGGACAGUCGUGUGACAGACUCGAGCGAAGGUGAAAACAUUUCCAGUGCUCGUAUUACCAAUCCAAAAAAUACGAAUUUCCUGAUCAGUAACUCAGACAAGUCCGAUACUGAAACUAUCAAUACCGAGAUCAUAGACUCCCAGGUUCAGGGCCUCGAGGAAGUCGUUGCUGCGAGCGAUGAGACUGCGGGGCCGCAGCGAGGAGACGACAAAAGACGCGGCCGCGAGUCCAAAGCGCGGCAUUUCUUGACGGUCGCUGAAGAAGAUAUCUUGCAACAACCUGGAUCGGACGUGAAGCCGGGAAGAUGCCCGAGCCGCGUGAUCGCCUCAGAGCUCUGCCCCGUCGACGUAGCCGACCAAUGCGCCGGUGACUCCGACUGCAGCGGCGCUGCCAAGUGCUGCACCACGGGCUGCGCCAGGGUGUGUGUGCGCCCGCUGCAUUCAGCUUGCGAGCUGCAGCGCGAGAACACGCUGAGACACGGCCGUGCUCUGGGCCUGAGUGCCGCAGAGCUGCAGGUGCCGGACUGCGACGACCAGCAAGGAACCUUCGUGUCCGUUCAGUGCCGCGCCAACCACUGCUACUGCGCUGACCCUCUCACUGGGUACGAGGUGCCAGGCACCAGGGCCAGGUCCAUCCAUGAAGUCAACUGCUCAA
This is a messenger RNA of Hyalella azteca, 1672 nucleotides long. RefSeq lists its product as uncharacterized. The record is from RefSeq and is a predicted model, not a curated record. Gene Ontology annotation, cellular component: extracellular region. Lineage: Eukaryota; Metazoa; Arthropoda; Malacostraca; Amphipoda; Hyalellidae. The transcript has 4 exons. The annotation marks the transcript as partial. Gene Ontology annotation, molecular function: peptidase inhibitor activity.